AUGCUCCAAGUCGUUGGCAUGAUGAUGACGUCGCUAUCGACGCAGUAUUAUCAGAUUCUGCUAGCACAGGGCAUCUGCACCUCCCUAGGCAUGUCUGCGAUAUACGUACCAGCUACCGCACUAAUAGCGGGCUGGUUUAGCAAACGGCGCGGCAUGGCAUAUGGCAUCGCGACGAGCGGUUCGAGUUUUGGCGGCGUGGUUCUACCCAUUAUGAUCCGUGAGCUUAUUCCAAGAGUUGGUUUCGCGUGGGCAAUGCGUGCCUCUGCAUUUCUUGUGCUUGGGAUGCUUGUCGUCGCAAACUUGACAGCUGCUGCUUGCCAGCCCCCCAACCCGAGUCCUCUAUCACGAAAGGCCUUGCUUGGUCCUUUUAUUGAUCUCAAAUUGAUGCUUGUGAAUUUGGGGUUUCUGAUAUUGACCUUUGGCGUCUUUAUCCCGAUUAAUUAUAUUACGGUCGAGGCUGUGACACAUGGUAUCGAUCCCGACCUGGCGCAUUAUCUGGUUGCGACGAUGAAUGCCGGCAGCCUCUUUGGCCGUGUUUUCGCAGGCCUGAUUGCUGAUAUUGCUGGCGUUUACAAUACAUUUACUUCUGUUUCCGCGGUGGCCGGCAUCUUGGUGCUUGCAUUUUACAUUCCCGCCUCGAGCACUGCUGCCAUCUUUGUGUUUUCCGUCUUGUUUGGGUUCACGUCGGGGGCGUACAUUGCUCUGAUUGCUCCGCUAAUUGUCAAGAUAUCACCGCUGUCUGAGUCUGGCUAUCGCAUUGGGCUUCUCUUCUUUCUCUCGUCUGUGAGCGCUCUCGUCACGAAUCCGAUUGGCGGUGCGAUUGUAGAGAGAUGGCAUGGAGACUACACGGGUAUGAAGAUCUAUUCUGGCAUUAUGAUGCUUGUUGGUGCGGCUGUUAUUUUCUUGUCUCGGCUGAUAGCGACAAAUUGGGAAGUUUUUGUCGUGUUUUAA
Molecule: messenger RNA, 951 nt
Organism: [Torrubiella] hemipterigena
Lineage: Eukaryota; Fungi; Ascomycota; Sordariomycetes; Hypocreales; Clavicipitaceae
Source: the annotation of a GenBank genome assembly